Messenger RNA from Verticillium nonalfalfae, 564 nucleotides. RefSeq lists its product as uncharacterized. The record is from RefSeq and is a predicted model, not a curated record. Gene Ontology annotation, biological process: small GTPase-mediated signal transduction. Bases 1 to 564 code for a protein of 187 amino acids. The transcript has 3 exons. Gene Ontology annotation, molecular function: GTP binding; GTPase activity. Lineage: Eukaryota; Fungi; Ascomycota; Sordariomycetes; Glomerellales; Plectosphaerellaceae.
AUGGAUACUGAAACAGUCACCAUAUUGCUCGUAGGGGAUGAGAAGUGUGGCAAGACGUCUUUCCUGUCACGCAUCAGUGCUGGCGAGGGAACCGGCCCAGUGACUAUGCUCCGCGACAUUGACCAGCCUUUUAUCUUUGAGAUCAAACUUGGCACACGGCCCUAUCGGCUUGAGUUUUACGACAACAACAGCCCGGACAGCUGGAAACUUCUCGACCCUGAUGUCGUAGUCAUCUGCUAUGACAUAAGCCAGCGACUCAGUCUCAUCAACACGCGCAGAGUGUGGUUGAGAGAGGUCAAGAUGGCCUUCCAGCGAGUUGAUAACCUCCCUAUCCUGGUCCUCGGCCUCAAGCGAGACCUGCGAUCCGAGACCGACCCCAACGGCAUCAUCUUGCCGCAGGAAGCGUACGCGCAAGCGCAGGAGAUGCGCGUCGACAGGUACAUGGAGUGCUCUGCCGUUACAGGUGAGCUCCUGAAGCCGGCGUUUGAAGACAUCUGUUCCACGGCGGUCAAGACGACAUCUGCAGCAGGCGGCCAGAGCGAGGGCGGCUGCACGCUCAUGUGA